AUGGACAUCCCUGAAGAAAACACACCUGAGAAGAUCAAGACUGCCAUCAAAGCCCACAGGCCGGGAGGGAGCAAGUCUGGGCAGAUUGGACUCAUGAAUAUUGUUUAUGUCGUCGAAGCUUGGCGGAGGCAGAAAAUUGCAUCGACACUUUUGUCUGUAGCCUUCAAGGAGUUUCCCAAGGCGUACCCGAACUGGGGUGUAGUCUACCUACUGGUUCUCCGCACAAACCAACCCGCGAGAGAACUUUAUAGGAAGGCGGGGUUCAUCAACAUACUGGGUGAGUUUCUCCGUGUCUUGCUUGGCUCAAUACAUGUAACCGUACACAUGAAGUAG
Molecule: messenger RNA, 333 nt
Organism: Perkinsus marinus ATCC 50983
Lineage: Eukaryota; Perkinsozoa; Perkinsida; Perkinsidae
Exons: 4
Coding region: 1-333 (110 amino acids)
Molecular function (GO): acyltransferase activity, transferring groups other than amino-acyl groups
Source: RefSeq, a predicted model, not a curated record